AUGUCUGGCCUGGAGAUACUUGGUGCCGUUGCUGCUGCCGCGCAACUUGUAGACUAUGGGGUCUCACUGAGCGUCAAGGCUGCCCAGGUAUACAGAAACGCGCAAGGUACAACUGAUGAGUUGCAGGCCGUGAAUGAGAUGACCUUGAAGUUUCGCGAGAUGACUCAGAGUAGCUUGACAGUGCAUCGACAGGCCCAGUUCGAAAACUCGCCUGCUGAGAACGCAUACGCAGACAUCGCUCGUCAGUCCAACGAAGCAGCAUUGGAGUUGCUACGAGUACUGAGCGAAAUUCGAGUGCAAGGCGAGAAGUCCAAGUCGAAAAGCCUUCGCAUAGCCUGGAAAGCGGACUGGAAGAAGACGACCAUCGAAAAACUACAACGGCGACUUGAGCUGUUGCGAGAACAAUUGAAUGACCACCUAAUGAGAAUGAUGAGUGAUCGCCAAAGUCUUCUAUCGAUGGCCAUAUCUCGAAUCGAGCAAAAUCAAAGAACACAGGGCAAGGCGCUUGUCCAGGGCUUCGAAAAGCUCAAGGCUGAUCUUCUCCUCGCAAUACGAGAGAAGAAUCAUCGUACACUGCUCACUGCGUUGACCGACAUGCAGACGAAAGGCGAGCGAGUCGUCCUUAUGCAAGAUAUCUUAGCGAGCCUUCGAUUCGACGAAAUGUACUCGCGCUCAUCACGAAUUACCGCGCCAGGUCUCACUACCUGCUUAUGGAUCUUUGACAGCAAGUCAAAGGGUGGCCAUACAGUGAGAUACAUGCAAUGGCUCGAGAACGACAAUGGCAUCUUCUGGGUGACCGGAAAAGCGGGAAGCGGCAAGUCAACAUUAAUGAAGCAUAUUGCAAGCCAUUCGCGGUCCAAGAAGGGCCUUGAACGUUGGUCCAACGGCCGCAGACUGUCCAUUGCGUCUCACUAUUUCUGGUAUCUGGGAACCCCAAUGCAGAAGUCCUACCAUGGCUUGCUUCAGUCGAUCCUCUACGACGUUCUCCGGCAAUGUCCUGGCCUUAUCGAGCACGUGUGCGAAACUCGAUGGCAGGACGAAGCCAUUGGCAGAGACCGACGGACCGCACCGUGGACCUUACCAGAACUCCGAGCCAGCAUCGAUAGACUCACAGAAAGUAAGCUCGAUGCUGAUGGGAACGGACUGUGCUUCUGCUUCUUCAUCGAUGGGCUCGAUGAAUAUGCAGGCGAUCACGAUGAGGUUGUGCGAUUGCUUUGCAGACUCGCUGAAGCCGAUAACAUCAAGAUUUGUGCCUCUAGCAGGCCGUGGGAGGUCUUUCAGCAAUCCUUUGUUGAGAGCAAUGAAAGAAACAAUGUUGUGAUGAUUCAUCAGCAUACCAAAGACGACAUUGCCAAAGUGGUGCAUCAAGAACUUGAUCCUUUCGUGGCUAAGAGGGUAGACGAAGAAGAGGAGAUGAACAGCCUUGUGGCCGACAUCAUCUCGAAGUCGCAAGGCGUUUUCCUCUGGGUCAGCUUGGUUAUAAAGAAGGAACUUCUACCAGGUUUUCGCUACGCGGACAGCGUCUUGUUGCUAAGGCAGAGGCUGAAGAGGGUCCCACAAGAGCUUGAAGACUACUUCGAGCAGAUUUUCAGCCGUAUACCUGAAUUCUAUCGACGAGACACGGGACGCAUAUUUCAAACGUGCCUUAGGGCCGCACAGCCCUUACCCGUGCAUGUUGUACAACUCAUCAUCAGCGAUGACCCACAGGGCUUCUUCUUAUCAGACUCUACUGGCGCCUUACAUUUCAAGUGGUUCCGAGAGACACUUAUCGAGGACGUGCGGAAGCAGAUUAAUGGUCGCUGCCAGGACCUCCUCGAGGUUUAUGGGCAAGACAUCGCCAAGGUCAAUGAUGACCCAGAAGACCGUCUACCCAUUGGCUCUGGAGGGUUGCCUGUUGUUGACUUCUUACAUCGCAGCGUGAAAGACUAUCUACAGAGCGGCAAGCUUGCCAGUGUACUGCGCGGCUGGACAGGAGACGCAUUCGAUCCUGCAAGGAUGCUUUUCGCAUGCUAUGUGUUCAUGGUGAAGACAGCAGCCCCAACACCGACAAUGAUUGCCGACCGCGUGCAACACAGCAUUACAGGAGGAACGUUGCGAAACGCAAUCGAAUGGUCCUGGCGCGCUCUGUCACACGCGUCCGAUGCUCCUUACGAUACUUUAACACGGGCACUCAUGGCCAGCCUUGAUCAAUCAAUGAGCAGGGCCGUCGUUGAUAAUCAUCACUGGACGAACAAAGCUGUUGCUAAGCCUCACGACUCUGCGCGCGACAUAGCCGAGCAGGGUCAACGCGACUUCCUGGGACAUUCGAUUGAGAUUGGAAUCGCAUCCCACGCAUUGGGAAUGAUCAAGCAGGAUCCAACUUGUCUUACAAGGAAAGAUGGACGGCCGUAUCUUGAUUACGCUCUUCGUUUCAACGACGAAGUUCAGCAUGGAGCUGAAAGAUUACCCAUUCCUACGUUAGUCAAGAGUCUACUUUCGUAUGGAUUGGACGUGAAUCAAAAGGUCUGGAUCUGCGACGGACGCACCGUCUGGAGUCUGUUUCUGGCCUUCCUGUACGAUAUACAGCUCGAUACUGCAAACGCUCGAGAGGUCACUUGGCUGCUGAUCAAUCAUGGUGCUGACGAAGUAUUUCAAUGCGAAGUCGCGGAGCGAUCAGAGUUCCCCAUGGCCAAAUACCGCAACGUAGAAUCCAAGCGGAAAGUUCUGAACAUGCAGCAGAUACUAAUCGCCGUCUUCGGGGAAGAUGACGCUGCUGCGAUGUGUGAAGUUGUGACGAGGAACAGAAAGAAAAGCUGGGCUUCAUAUAUCAAGCAGUGGUGUGACUGGAAAGAUCCCGCUCAGCAGGCUGCGAUCUGA
Molecule: messenger RNA, 2856 nt
Organism: Fulvia fulva
Lineage: Eukaryota; Fungi; Ascomycota; Dothideomycetes; Mycosphaerellales; Mycosphaerellaceae
Exons: 3
Coding region: 1-2856 (951 amino acids)
Source: RefSeq, a predicted model, not a curated record